Lytechinus variegatus (green sea urchin) is the source of this 1239-nucleotide messenger RNA. RefSeq lists its product as uncharacterized. The record is from RefSeq and is a predicted model, not a curated record. The transcript has 4 exons. NCBI's taxonomy places the organism in Eukaryota, Metazoa, Echinodermata, Echinoidea, Temnopleuroida, Toxopneustidae. The coding region runs from base 360 to 1079 and encodes 239 amino acids.
CCCGCGGCGCACGAAAUAAUGUUCCCGAAAUGUUAAUUUCUCGAUUUUUCAUCAGCGUGUCAUUUCGCGCGGAACCGCUGGCGGAGCAGACGACAUUCCCGUUUCAGCUUGUCAGGAAACACUUUUCCGUCGCAGGGGGUCUUGAGGCAUUUCUGAUGCGGAGUGAUCAAUGUUGCAUGACAAAUUGAACACACUCCUUCGAUUUCGAUUUCUCAGCCGGAGUCAAGACAUUCGACGUCAAACCUUUCGAACCCACUCGGCCUUCGGACAACCUUUUCGUCUCCGCGAACGUCGUCCACCUCUUUCUAUUAAAUCUCAUUCAAACCACUCAGCUCAGACAAUAAUUUCAAAACGAUAUCAUGUCGGGAAAUAACAAUUACGCGGUCGUGCUCAAUUUCUACGAGAAGGUCGACCCGCCCCCGAAUUUCAAGGACUUCGUCGAGGGAUGGCACAACCUUGGGAAAUUCGUCAGAAAGCUGGAAUACUUCGUGGCAACGCAGCUCCAUCGGAAUGUCGAUUCGAACGGUAAAUUCAAAUACAUGAACUAUGCCACGUUCAACGACACAAACCAAGUGGUUAUAAAGGACAUGACACAACCAACCCCAGAACUACUCCAAGCUUUAGGAGAGAGUCAUGGCCCGCCAGGUCUACAAACGAACUAUCCGGGAGGAUACCACGAAGUCAUCACAAGCGGAGGAGCCAUUGCCCCGGAUCUUCCGGCGAAUCCGGCAUCGUGUUUCCUCAUCUCGGCCUUUAGGGCUUCAUCAGACAUCGAUUCACUCGACGUCGAGAAGGAGGUCGAGCUCCUAACAGGCCUCGACAUUAUCAAGAACGCGUCAUCGUCCAGCGGCAAAUUCCAAGUCGGUCCAUGGGCCCUCUACAAGCGAUUCACGCCCGCCAUCCCGUUCCAGCCCUUCGACUUGGUCUUCCGCCUCGAGCUCCAGGGCCUGGACUCGGACCUGGAACCAGCCAAGAAGCUAGUCCAGGAACUCAACAAGGCCCCGACGGUGGAAGGAGUCGAGCGCUCCUGCACGGAAUUAUACCAAAUCCAAACAAAAGAUGUCGUCGUGCACGAAUGAAAAUAUAGAGCGCCAGCUUGUGCUGUAUAACAGUACAGGUUUCGCGCCGACGAAUCGCAGUGUUAUUGAGCGCUCCAACAAAUAGAUAAUAAUCAUAAUUAUACGCUUUGUACGAUGCUGGUUGCACGCGAGAAAACCCACAGUGAAAAUUCUAUUUGCA